This is a messenger RNA of Metarhizium brunneum ARSEF 3297, 2283 nucleotides long. RefSeq names its product Multifunctional tryptophan biosynthesis protein (gene trp-1). Gene Ontology annotation, molecular function: phosphoribosylanthranilate isomerase activity; anthranilate synthase activity; indole-3-glycerol-phosphate synthase activity. Gene Ontology annotation, cellular component: cytosol. The record is from RefSeq and is a predicted model, not a curated record. Gene Ontology annotation, biological process: L-tryptophan biosynthetic process. Lineage: Eukaryota; Fungi; Ascomycota; Sordariomycetes; Hypocreales; Clavicipitaceae.
AUGACAACGCCAGCCCUCAUUGACCACUCACCCCACCAGCCUGAGCCCUCACCACCGGUAGCAACGGCAUCUAAUCUUAUUCUCAUUGAUAACUACGACUCUUUCACCUGGAAUAUUUAUCAAUACCUGGUUCUUGAGGGUGCCACAGUUCAUGUUUUCCGAAAUGACCAAAUCACCGUUGAAGAGCUGGUAAAAAAGAACCCAACUCAGAUCAUCAUCAGCCCUGGUCCUGGCCAUCCCACCACCGACUCUGGUGUCAGCAGAGACGCGAUUCGACACUUUGCCGGCAAGAUUCCAAUUUUUGGUGUCUGUAUGGGGUUGCAAUGCAUGUUUGAUGUCUAUGGUGGUCAGGUCGACUCUGCCGGGGAGUGGCUUCACGGGAAGACGUCACCACUGACCCACGACUCGAAAGGAGUUUUUGCCGGUCUUGAGCAAGGCCUUCCCGUAACUCGAUACCACUCUUUGGCAGGGACCCGCCUGACACUUCCCGAAUGUUUGGAGGUGACGUCUUGGGUAGCCAAAGACGAUGGUUCACAAGGCAUCAUUCAAGGUGUCCGCCAUAAGAAAUUCGCCAUGGAAGGUGUACAGUUUCAUCCCGAAAGCAUUCUGACAGCUCACGGCCGUACAAUCAUUAAGAAUUUCCUGCACAUGCAAGGUGGCACCUGGGAAGAGAACGCCCAACUGCAGAAGCCAGCCGCAACCAACGGAACCACCACAGCAUCACUGCCAAAGAAGAACAACAUUCUCCAAAGGAUCUACGCAAAUCGGAGAGCUGCAGUAGAAGCUCAAAAACAGAUUCCUUCUCAGAGAAUGUCUGAUCUUGAAGCUGCUUACGGGUUGAAUGCAGCCCCUCCACAAGUCCCUUUCUUGGCUCGUCUUAAGCAGACACCUUUUGAUGUAGCCUUAAUGGCUGAAAUCAAGCGCGGGUCUCCCUCGAAGGGUAUUUUUGCCCUUGAAAUAAACGCACCGGUGCAGGCCAGAAAGUACGCGUUGGCUGGUGCAAGUGUCAUCUCAGUGCUUACCGAACCUGAGUGGUUCAAGGGUAGUAUCGAGGACCUCCGUGCCGUUCGACAGGUGCUUGAUGGUAUGCCAAACAGGCCUGCCAUUCUACGAAAGGAGUUUAUUUUUGACGAGUAUCAAAUUUUGGAAGCAAGACUAGCCGGUGCAGAUACUGUGCUUCUGAUUGUCAAGAUGCUCGAGACCGAGCUCCUUGAGCGAUUGUACAAGUACUCCCUUUCAUUGGGAAUGGAGCCUUUAGUAGAGGUCCAAACCGCUGAAGAAAUGGAGAUUGCUGUAAAGCUCGGCUCAAAAGUCAUCGGUGUCAACAAUCGAAACUUGGAGAGCUUUGAAGUGGACAUGGACACAACCGGCCGACUGCGGAAAAUGGUUCCCGAAAGCACAGUGAUAUGUGCACUUUCAGGUAUCAACAGCCACAAAGAUGUGCUUGCAUGCAAGAAUGAUGGUGUCAACGCGAUUCUUGUUGGCGAGUCAAUCAUGCGAGCGCCAGACGCCACUUCCUUCAUUACGGAAUUAUGCUCAGGAUCCAAGCCUACGGAGAAGAAACGACAGCCAAAGCCCCUCUUUGUCAAAGUUUGUGGAACUCGAAGUCCCGAGGCAGCGAAACAGGCCGUGGAAUCCAAAGCUGACUUCGUUGGGAUCAUCCUGGUGCCCGGUACAAAACGAUGUGUCUCACACGAGACUGCUUUGGCCAUCUCAGAAGCCGUUCAUGCAUCAGGGGACAAUCUGGCAGACAGAAAAGAAGAGCCGGUUCCCAAGAGCGGAGCUGCUGAUUUCUUCGCCGCCGCAGCAGAUCGUCUGCAGAGCUCGAGGACGCGGUUGGUAGGUGUGUUCAUGAACCAGCCUCUAAGUGAAGUCUUGGAGAAGCAGAGACUGUAUAAACUGGACAUGGUACAGCUUCACGGAGAGGAACCCAUCGAGUGGGCCAAGAUUAUCCCCGUCCCAGUCAUCCGAUCAUUCAAGCCAGACAAUGUCGGAAUCGGACUGCGUGGCUAUCACACCAUUCCUUUGCUCGACUCGGGCGCUGGAUCUGGAAAGCUGCUGGAUGUUUCGAAAGUCAAGGCGGCUCUGGAAAGGGACCCUGAUCUGCGGAUAUUUCUUGCUGGAGGUUUGAACCCAGAAAACGUUACCGAGGCUGUUAAGGCACUGGGAGACCUCAGUGAUCGUGUAAUAGGUGUGGAUGUUAGCAGUGGCGUCGAGGAAGGUGGCAAACAGAGUCUUGAGAAAAUCGAUGCUUUUGUCAGGGUCGGCAAGGCGAUUCGAUAA